AUGGGGCUUUUGUCCGAAGGAGGUAUUGUAGAAUACCUAGACGAAGAUUGUAUUCAUAAAGCGACAUUACGGGAAGGUUGUCUUUAUACAAAAGAUGGUAAAUAUCAUUCGUUUGCAGAAUUUAUACGAGCUACAAGGAAAUUAAAACCAAAAGAAAAAGUUCGCCCCAACGAUUUUCACAACCUAAAGAUUAAUGAUAUGACUUAUUGGGAAGUUCGCGAAAAACUCUAUAAAUUGUAUUUUGAUCAAGAUGAAGAAGAGAAUGAAGAAAUUGUUGAUAGUACAGCCUCCGAAGGAAAACUCGAGGAACUUCCAAAUACAAUCGAAACAGUUCCAUGGAAUAAAGAUCUCGAGAAUCGCCUCUGCCAGCUGUACGUGAGGGAUGAUGUCGUGGACAUAUUUUGGGGCCGAAACAUCCUCACUGGCGAAAAAACAUGGAGUGUUUACGUAGUUACUCGCAAUCUUAGCCGACGUGAAUAUGCAGAGGAGGUCACAGAAGGUCAAGUAAUUCAUUUUAUACCAGAAGAAAAAGGGUUUCUCAAUGCCGAGAUUCCACCACAAAGCGCCCAUGAUCCUCUGCCAACUCAGAAUAAGGUCCCACAAGAUUUACAGAAGGCCUUUGAUGAAGCUUUAAACAAUGAACUGGGGCCAUCAUUCCGCGAAGCGAAUUAUAAUCUGGUUGGUAUGAGCACCGGGUAUAAGCGAACUAAAGGUAAAUUUACCAAAAAACCUGCUAUCAUACUGUAUGUUCGCCAGAAAGGCAUUCUACGCCGAGGAUGUGGCGGCUUAUUUCCAAGAGAGAUUUGUGGGUAUCCGGUAGAUGUUAUCGAGGCUUGUGUUGCAACUCCCUACGGUUUUGGUGCGAGGUAUUGUCAAUCUUAUAAGGGUGGUGUUGAGUUGGGGUCGAGUAUAGGACUAAUAGAACCGCACAGAACCACUGGAACCCUCAGUGCUUUCGUGUAUGAUAAAAAUUCAAAACAGAUAGGUAUUCUCUCAUGUGAACAUGUAUGCAGGUUUAGUGGAUCGAGAUCUGGGACGGGUGCCAUAAUUCACCAGCCUUCACAUGAAGACCUAGAUGAACUGAAAACGUCAUAUAUUGACAUGGAAAGUAGAGGUGGAAAGUUCAUCGAAAUUGCAAAAACUAUGUAUACUGUAAUCGAUGAGGACAGAAAGAAUUCAGCCCUAGCUUACUAUGAACGUGGCAUGCGAACCAACUUCCCCUCUAAAGUGCUUCAAAAGGACUUUGGAAUUGAUGCCGCAUUUUGUAUUACAAACAAAAAUCGAAAGUUGUGUUCGAAUAAAUUUUCAGUUUCCCCAGAGUGCUUCGAAAAAGAAAAGCUUCCUGAAAACACCUGUCUAAAUGGUUUUUAUAAAUAUGAAGAUUUUGAUAACAUUGAUGAGAUUGAAGUCUUUAAAGUAGGAAGGAAAACAGGUCUUUCUUGUGGAAAAUUGGUUCCUAUUAAUUCUGCUAUUUGCGUUGAUCUCAGGGACCUUGAUUUUACAAACGAAAGUAUCGAAUUCGCAAAAACGCAAGGCGAAAUCCCACCACAUACUACUAUUACAGAUAAAGAAUACUUUGUUGGAUACAUGAAGGCACCGUUGUUUCAAAAUCGUCAGAAAUGUUAUCCUACUGUGUGGUUCGAUCGGCAGUUAAUUUUUUUUUUCAGAGCUGGAGACUUCGAACCCGGAGACUCGGGAGCAAGUGUUGUGAAUCAAAAAGGAAAAGCCCUUGGUAUUCUUCAUGCAUCGUGGAUGACGGGAAAUUCUAGAUACGCUAUUGCUUCCCCUUACUUUGCAGUUUUUGAGGCAUUGGAUGUAGAACCUGUGGAAAUAUCAAGUUCGGCUAAUUGA
Molecule: messenger RNA, 1851 nt
Organism: Diversispora eburnea
Lineage: Eukaryota; Fungi; Glomeromycota; Glomeromycetes; Diversisporales; Diversisporaceae
Source: the annotation of a GenBank genome assembly